Messenger RNA from Rhodamnia argentea, 1234 nucleotides. Its product is annotated as LOB domain-containing protein 21. The transcript has 2 exons. Lineage: Eukaryota; Viridiplantae; Streptophyta; Magnoliopsida; Myrtales; Myrtaceae. The record is from RefSeq and is a predicted model, not a curated record. The coding region runs from base 109 to 651 and encodes 180 amino acids.
UUGUGGAACGUGUGUACAUGUCUCUGUCUCUGUCUCAAAACUGAUUUUGAGGGGGCUAUUUAAGUGAGAUGCACUGGUGAAAGCAAGAGGACAUAUUAAGCCCGGAGGAUGCGAGCGAAGCUAGCAAUGAAGGGUCAUCAUGAGCCUCGUGCAAGCUCCUCCUGUGCGGCCUGCAAGCUGUUGAAGCGGAAGUGCACGUCGAGCUGCAUCUUCGCGCCCUACUUCAGGUCGGACGAGCCGAAGAAGUUCGCCAAGGUGCACAAGGUGUUUGGGGCGAGCAAUGUGAGUAAGAUCCUGGUCGAGGUCCCCGAGGAGCAGCGGGAGGACACGGUGAACUCGCUCGCUUACGAGGCCGAGGCGAGGCUGCGGGACCCCGUCUACGGGUGCAUCGGGGCCAUAGCGCUGCUCCAGAGGAAGAUGGUCGAGCUGCAACACGAUCUAGCCGUUGCCCGGGCCCGUCUCGCUUGGUACGCCGUGCCCGUGGCGAGCUCGAGCGCUCAGGGUGUCGUGAUGGAUGAGAACGUUGGUAUGGUGUCGUUCGAUGACAUGCCUUGUUGCAGUAUGGUGAACGAGAGCUUCGGCCAAAGUUCAUCAGAAUUGACCCAAGUCCCACCCAUGAAUGAUUUUGGCCAGUUCCCUUAUGUGUUUUGACUCAUGUCGCAAGAGAGGUGGCACUUCAGUAGAUAUAGUAAGUUUCUGUGGGAUUGGAGGCGUUUCAGACAUUUAGUACAGAGUUAAAAAGGCAAAGCAAUUGAUGGAACUGGAAGAGGGGACUUCCUGUAAAAGUUCAUCAAUCAAGUUGAAGUUGCUUAAAGCUUUGUUAAUGACCAGGUAAACGUAACAAAGAGAGGGAGGGAGGGAGGGAGGGAGACCCGAGACCGUUCGAUGCUUCGUGCGAGUAGAACCGCGUCUACUUUAAUCCAUGAUCAAGCAUAAUGGCAUAAUGAAAUUCAUAUAACCGAACGGACUUAGAGGGAUAAUGCUUGUUUGUCGGUGUCUGUCUCAUUUAGCCAUGUCUUGCAACUCAAGAUUGACUCUCUGCACAGCCAAACCAUCUUGGCAAAUUGCAGCUGGUGCAAAACUAGGUGCAGCUUAAUAGGAUAACAGAAGCAGAGAAGUUUUUAUAUUGGAUAGCUGAAGAAGGGUACUCUUGUUUCUGGAUUAUACUCUUCACAUGAAUGAUAUUUUCCUUUCUGCUCAGAAAUUGGGAACACAAAUCUGCCCUUUUACAAGC